GAGUUGUUCAAUAAGAUCAUCACUCCAUUAGGGGAUUAUCUAUUGGAUUUCAACAACAAAUUGAUUGAGUUAUCAAAAGAAUUAGAAAAUUUGAAGCUCAAGUCAGUCAAUCUGUCGGAAAAUUUAACAACACGUCAACAAUUAGAGAGCAAAUAUACACCUAUAGUUUCAGAUCUUAUAAUUCCACCAGAUGUUAUAAAAUCGGUAUAUAAUGGUGACUUGAAUCAAUCCUGGUGUGAUAAUCUUCAGUUUUUGCAAGAAAAGACUCAAAUCUAUCAACAAUACAAAGAAAAAUAUCCAAAUUUGAAGUCAUUAGACACAUUAACUAAAACAUUAGAUCUUUUAUACAUCAAAGCCAUUGAGCGGAUCAAAAACUUUAUGGUUGCUAAAAUUAAAAGACUAAGAACAAUAGGAACGCCUUCACAGGUUGUUCAAAACCAAUUAAUUGAAUGCCGUGAUAUAUAUCCUUUCCUCAAACAGAGAGCUCCAUCAUUAGCAUUGGAAUUGAGACAAGCAUAUGUUUACACAAUGAAAUGGUAUUACCAUGCACAUUUCCAAAGAUAUUUACAAUCAUUAACAAAGUUAACACUGCAUACAAUUGAUAGAGAAUCAUUAAUUGGUGGAACUCAAUCGAUUUUCAAGAAAAACAUCGCUGUUGGUGAUUAUUCCUUGGGUAAAAGAGGACAAAUUAUACAUGCUCAGGAUCCUACUGUUAUGCCUGCACAGAUCGCUGAAUAUAAUCAACUGAAGUUUCAUAUGGAGACUGCUUUCAGAAGUUUUAAUUUAGCAAUUAUUGACAAUGGAAGUGUUGAAUAUUUAUUCCUGAUGGAGUUUUUCCAAUUAGAUGCUGAGGUUAAUGGUGUUUUUGAACAGAUUUUCUCAACCACUUUCCAAUUGGGUAUUAGUUUCACUAAAGAGUUGAUCACAAAUACUUUUGAUAUCUUUGGUGUUUUAAUAUUGAUUAGAUUAUCCCAGGGAUUAGUUUUUGAACUACAAAGAAGAAGAAUACCUGUUAUCGAGGAUUAUCUAAAUUUACAAAUGAUUACACUAUGGCCAAAGUUUCAAAGCUUAAUCGAUAUGAAUUGUGAAAAUAUGAAAAGAUCAAGUUCAAAAAGUUCGGCUAUAAGUGGUAUGAAGCCAACAACUGCACAUCCAUUAACUCUACAGUUUGCCAAUUUGCUGAGUGGGUUUUUGAAAUUGACUGGAGUAGAGCAACAAACUACACAAGAGCCACUAUACAACAGUAUUCAAAGAUUAAGGAAUGAUUAUGAAUCAGUUUUGACAAAGAUGAGCAAGAAUUUGAAGCAGAAUGAAUUAUUUUUGUAUAAUAAUUACUCAUUUGUUUUGGGUAUCUUAACAGAAUGUGAAGGAGCUUUAGCAGAUUCAGAAACUGAG
Messenger RNA from Hansenula anomala, 1395 nucleotides. It is a transcript of the gene VPS52, whose product is annotated as Vps52p. NCBI's taxonomy places the organism in Eukaryota, Fungi, Ascomycota, Saccharomycetes, Phaffomycetales, Wickerhamomycetaceae. Gene Ontology annotation, cellular component: GARP complex. The annotation marks the transcript as partial. The transcript has a single exon. Gene Ontology annotation, molecular function: syntaxin binding. The record is from RefSeq and is a predicted model, not a curated record. Gene Ontology annotation, biological process: Golgi to vacuole transport; endocytic recycling; retrograde transport, endosome to Golgi.